Andrographis paniculata is the source of this 2145-nucleotide messenger RNA. RefSeq lists its product as uncharacterized. The record is from RefSeq and is a predicted model, not a curated record. The transcript has 14 exons. The coding region runs from base 144 to 1673 and encodes 509 amino acids. Lineage: Eukaryota; Viridiplantae; Streptophyta; Magnoliopsida; Lamiales; Acanthaceae. Gene Ontology annotation, biological process: amino acid transmembrane transport.
GGCCCACAUGAUCUUCACAUUCCCUACAUUUUGGGGACGUCUGUACGCUGCUGCAUAGCCACAUCGCCCCGCCCAGAGCACCGAACCGGCAAUCUGCAUAAACCCUAACAAAUCAUCGAUGAAUUCAUGAGAAUAGCCAUACAAUGAUGCCUUGUUCCUUUUUAUCAGCGUCGCCAUCAUCAUCGUUUUUACUCCACACUCCCAUCGCUUCUUUUUCACUGCGUCGUAACCCGAAUCCGUUCGCUAAUUAUAUCCAUAGCCCCAAGGCAGUACUUAGCUCUCUGAAUUUCAAUGCCUCGGGAGCUCAGUUUUUGCUCAGUCGCCGUUUUGUUGGCAAUCCUUUGAAGGUGUCGUUUAAAUGCUUCUCCCGUGAGCCGUCCUCCACAGAACAAGAAGCACAGCAGCAGGUACAACCAACGGAAGCAGAGGACGAGCGGUAUGAGUUUGAGAGACUGUUCUCGAAUCUCAACCAAGCUACAUUAAAGAGGGAGCCUGGAAGCCUAAGCAGUGCAAUUUUCCUUGUUGCUGGUACCACAAUUGGGGCAGGAAUACUUGCCAUUCCUGCAGUGACACAAGAAUCUGGUUUUAUAGCAUCAGCUUUAAUCUGUAUCUUAUGUUGGAUAUUUAUGGUUGUCACGGGACUGCUAAUUGCAGAAGUAAAUGUAAACACAAUGUGUGAGCUUGGUUCUGGCGGUGUUUCAUUGGUGUCAAUGGCAAAGAGAACCCUUGGAAAUGCUGGAGUGCAGGUUGCCUGUUGGUGUUACAUUUUCAUACACUAUGCACUCCUAGUUGCUUAUGUGGCUCGUUCUUCAGAAAUUUUAACAAGCUUCUUCAGCAUUCCAUCAUGGGAAACUGGUACUCUGUUUUCACUGCUCUUUGGAGGUCUUUGUUACUUUGGAAGUCAACGUGUUAUUGGAGCAGUAAACGGCGUCCUAGUAUUUGGCAUCAUAACAUCUUUUGCAGCUCUUGUGUUGGUCGCUAGUGGUGACAUACACUUGGAUGCUCUUCUAAAAGCUAACUUAGCAGCUGCACCCCACAGUAUACCUAUCAUAGCCCUUUCCUUUGUCUAUCAGAAUGUUGUGCCGGUGCUCUGUACAAAUCUAGAAGGCGAUUUGUCGAAAGUAAGGACUGCCAUUGUUCUCGGCACAGCUAUUCCACUUGCCUUAUUUCUUGUCUGGAACGCUGUCAUUCUUGGCUUCAUUACGACUCCUGACAUGGGCUCAGGACCAUUUGUGGAUCCUCUGCAACAAUUGCGAGAAGCAAGUGGAGUUGUUGGGCCAAUAGUCGAUGUCUUCUCAGUUCUUGCAAUUGCCACAUCAUACAUUGGAUUUGUUCUGGGUCUCGCUGAUUUCCUUGCUGACUUUUUCAAGCUUCCAUCCGGGCAGAACAGGCCUCUGCCGUAUUUGCUCACUCUAUUUCCACCAUUGAUAUUAUCUUUACUGGAUCCUGAGAUUUUCUUUAAAGCAUUGGAUUUCGCCGGGACCUAUGGAGUGUUGGUGCUGUUUGGAGUUGUUCCGGGUGCAAUGGCAUGGUCGGACCGGUACUCAGAAUCAUCUGAUUCUCCGAAAAUCCCCGCACUAGUGCCCGGAGGGAAAUUCGCCCUCGCCCUUGUAAUGGGAGGCGCAGGUCUAGUCAUUCUUACCCAAUUGCUUGAAAAUUACAUACAUGCAUGACUCCACAGCUUAUUGCGAUCUCAAACUUUUAGAGAUUCAAAACCGUUAAUGUCGUCGAUGCUCCUAAGAACUUAUUGUUUGACGAGGCAAGGCAACGGCAAAACAGCAGCAAAUGCCAAAUGACAGGCGACAUGACUCCAUGGCAUCCAAAAUUGAGUAGAAUUGCGUUGUAGCGGUAAGUAAACAAAUGGCUGCGAUUUGCAGGAGUAAAUUGCCGAUUACCCGGUAGUAGUAGCAGUAGCAGUAGCAGAGAUAUGAGAUGAGAUUCCACUUCCACUGUCAACAGGAUUCAUGCCUUGGGGCCAGUCUUCAAUACCUGAUAUAUCAUAAUACCUCUAUAUAUACACCAAUAACGUUUAUUGAAUUGAGAUUUUAAUGGAUUUUAUAAAGUUUAAGUAUUUAUGUAAAUUUAGAAACUCUACAAAAUUUGGUGGAUUUUAGUAAUUAUUUUGAAGGAUUUUUACUGAUUUAA